Molecule: messenger RNA, 1554 nt
Organism: Hypomesus transpacificus
Lineage: Eukaryota; Metazoa; Chordata; Actinopteri; Osmeriformes; Osmeridae
Gene: prpf18
Product: PRP18 pre-mRNA processing factor 18 homolog (yeast)
Exons: 11
Coding region: 124-1179 (351 amino acids)
Biological process (GO): RNA splicing; generation of catalytic spliceosome for second transesterification step
Cellular component (GO): U2-type post-spliceosomal complex; U5 snRNP; U4/U6 x U5 tri-snRNP complex
Source: RefSeq, a predicted model, not a curated record
ACUGGUAGUCACUGGUUAGACCCCCAUUACUUGUUUUUGUCACAGACCGAUGUAACGCUAGACCAGUUAAGCGGAUUUCUCGUUGAUAGGAAACAGUUGAGAUAGGACGUAACUACAGACAAUAUGGAUAUUCUUAAAGCGGAGAUUGCAAGGAAAAGAAAACUUAUUGACGAUAAGGAUCUUAUUGAUGAUUCGAAGAAAUACUUCAAACGAGCGGAUCUUGCGCGGAAGGAAGAGGAAGAAUAUUUCAAAAGAUGUGGAUACAAGGUUCAGAAAGAGAUGCCUGACAGAAAGAUGGAGAAGAAUGAGGAGAAGGCAGAAACCUCCUCUUCAUCCAACCCAGUAAUGGAACUGGAGCUCACAGAGGAGAAACUUCCCAUGACACUCUCCCGGCAAGAGGUGAUCCGACGACUGAGGGAGCGAGGAGAGCCGGUGAGGUUUUUUGGUGAGUCAGAUUAUGACGCCUUCCAGAGGCUCAGGAAGAUCGAGUUUUUGGCCCCUGAGGUCAACAAGGGGUUGAGGAACGACUUGAAAGCAGCUAUGGACAAGAUCGACCAGCAGUACCUGAAUGAGGUUGUCGGGGGAACAGAGGCAGGAGGAGAAGACACUCAACACGACCUGAAAGUGCACGAGGAGAACACCACCAUUGAGGAACUGGAGGCUCUGGGGAAAUGGCUGGGUACGGGGGACGAUCACGGAGACCAGGAUGUCAUUGCCAAAGUUCUGAGGUUCCUGCUAGGUGUGUGGGCAAAAGACCUUAACCGACGAGAAGAUCAUGUGAAACGGAGCGUUCAGGGCAAGCUGGCCAGUGCCACCCACAAACAGACCGAAUCAUAUCUGAAACCUCUCUUCAGGAAGCUACGCAAGAAGAGUUUGCCAGCAGACAUUAAAGAAUCAAUUACAGAUAUCAUCAAGUUCAUUAUGGAGAGAGAAUACGUAAAGGCGAAUGAUGCCUACCUACAGAUGGCGAUCGGGAAUGCUCCCUGGCCCAUUGGUGUGACCAUGGUGGGUAUCCAUGCGCGUACUGGCCGUGAGAAGAUUUUCUCCAAACACGUUGCCCACGUCCUCAACGAUGAGACACAGAGGAAGUACAUUCAGGGACUGAAGAGGUUGAUGACCAUCUGCCAGAAGCACUUCUCCACUGACCCGUCUAAGUGUGUGGAGUACAAUGCCCUGUAAAAGAUCUCUCACUCUGUAACUUUGUGUGUUGGUUGUGCUAGAGCUUCGUUAUGUACCCAUCAGGCAAUACAGAGCCAGCUUGAAAUGUUAAUUUGGAGAAUUCCAAUAUGUAAAUAUAGACAUUUUAAACCUUUCUAUUGCAUUAUUUCACUUGAUACAAUUUGCAAAAAUGGGUAACUUCACUUUGUCACACCAGCAUGCUAAUAUGUUAUGCUGUAGGGUGAUUGGGAAAGAUCUUCCGAUUCUCAGUUAGCAACAUUGUCUCUCUUUUUUUCUUUUUUAAUGCAUGUGCUUGAGAUUGUUGACAGAGAUGAUGUGUAAGUUUUAUUAUGCCUUAACUUCGAAACAUUCAUAUUAAAUAAUAAUUGAAAGCAA